CCCUGUGAUUGUCAAUCUGAGUGCCUCCGUCUUUUGAUUGGACAAGUGUUUCUUCAGUGCAGAGAAAUGCAAAAGGGGAUGGGCACAUGCCCUGAGGCACCCUCUGGAUAAAUCCUGCCAUUGACAAAGGCUCACGCGGCUGAUUUAACCAGGACGUCCCCGGCUGACAUUCAAUCUCUGUCCAGCGCGCCAAAGACGAGUCUGCUGUUUGGAAAGGCUGCUGAGUUCCUUUGCAUCCUUCCCAACCCAGGAUUGGGUGAGCAGCCCUGUUGAACAUACUCCUGUCUUGCUGUUAUUGUUAAGCAGGAUGAAUACAGUCGAAGCCCUCCAGGCAACCUCAUUCUCCAGCCGAUCCUUGGAGGACAAGUUAAAAAUCAAGGAACUGGGACCAGACAAGCCACCGCUGGUGAUGCCACAAGCUGCAAGUGGCAGAGGGAAACAGUACACGAGGAAGUUCUCCCUGGAGUGGUACGAAAAGAAGAGAUGGCUCUGUGGCAGUUCCUCCAAAGACGCCUUGUUCUGCUUCCCGUGUCUGUUGUUUGGGGGUGAGAGGACCUGGACCCAGGUUGGAGUCAGGGAUGUGAAGCAUCUUGCGGAGAAGAUCAAGACGCACGAGGCUUCAAAGGCUCACAUCGACUGCUCCUUUCAGCUAGCAAUGUUGCGUCCACCGAGCCCUGCGGCGCACCGGGUUGAGGAUUCUGUGAAGCGCAACCCAGAGGUAGAGAACAACAGGUACGUCCUUUGGAAAAUCAUUGACUGCAUCCGAUUCUGUGGUGCUUUCGACCUAGCGCUGCGUGGCCACGACGAGACCGAAAAUCCGGGCAUGUUCAUCAGCGGUCUUGUAAGCCUGAUGGCAUCUGUUGACGUCGCCUUGGAGCUGCAGCUGCAGAGCGUGCCCAUGUUCAGAGACCUGUCGAAGAACCUCCUGAAUGAGCUGCUUGACUGCAUGUUCACGGUAGUGAGAGAUCACAUUAAACAGCAGCUGAAGAGGGCUGAGUAUGCCGCUGUUGAAGUUGAUGAUGUCGGCGAUGUUGCCGGCCACGUCCAAAACGUACUGAUUUUGUGGUACAUUGAUGAAGAGGGCUCGCUGGUGGAACGUUUCUACGGAUUCACGCAGAUGAAAGACUCUCGGCCCGAGACUUUCGCUGCGUUCCUGCUUCAGCAGCUGGCGGUGCUUUUUCCAGAGGAGGAGGACAAGAGCAAAGUCAUCGCUCAGAGCUACGAUGGGGCGAGCGUGAUGCGCAGUGAGCCCAUGGGAGUGCAGAAGAGAAUCAGGAACGUAUUCCCCAGCGCCCACUAUGUUCACUGCUACGCGCAGGACUUGGAUUUGAUCAUCCAACAAGCCACGUCCCAGAUCAAAGAAGUGAGAGUCUUCUUUUCAGAACUUUCGAGGAUGGCAGCGUUCUUUGCUGGGAGCCAGAAAAGGAAGGAAGCGCUGGAAACUUCAGUGAAAAGAAAACUCUUCAACAUCCAAACUGUAGAACUGGUGUUUGAGAAGAGAUGGGAAGUCAUUCGUUUUUUUCAGACGAUUGCAGACUGGGAGUCUGAUCAAGCCGCAAUCCUUGAGGCUAAGGGAUUUCUGGAAAUUCUGGAAAGAGACCGUGCCUUCCUAUACCUGUUGUCGCUGUUCUACAAAAUAAUGGUUUGUGUGCAUAUCCUCAACAGCGAACUCCAGGAGGCAGCCACCGAUUCAGGAGCAGUGAGGAGAGCGACCUCGGAUUUUGUGAAAGCUAUUGGUUCAAUCCGAGAGUCAGUUAGAGGCUUGUUCUGUGAGUUGCCUCCAGAAUCUCAGCUACCCAGAGACAAAUCUAAGGAGAUCCUGGUGGAAAUGGCAUCCGAAGUCUGCGGCAUCGUCAUCGCACAUAUGAACGAGCGGUUUGCUUUCACCAGUCACUUAUCGGCUGUGAUGCUGCUCACGGGGACGUUGUUUCCAGAACACCACAAGAGAUUCCCAAUAGAGGCGUUUCAUGAAGUUGUAGAGGCUUAUCCAACGCUGGAGAAGGAACGAUUCAGGUCAGAGCUGUCAGUCCUAUAUGUCAGGCAAGAAUGGUACGGCUGCGCAGACCCCUCCAUGCUCCUGAACGUGAUUUUGGAACAGAAUCUGAAGUCAGUUUUCGAGGAAGCGGUAAAGUUGAUGAAGAUCCUUACCACUACCCCCAUGCCAAUGACAGAAGCGCAGCGGGCAUCCUCGUCCCUGCAGAAGGUAAAGACUUUCCUGAGGAACACCGUGGUGGAAGACCAGCUCAGUGCUCUGGCGAUGCUGUCGCUUGAGAAGCAGAUGAUUCCAGACAUCCCAGACUUUAACAGCAGGACCAUUGAAGUUUUUGCCAACCUCAAAGAACGCCAGGCAGACUUUCUCUAGAAGACCUGAGAAGAAACGCUGCUUCAAACACCUGAACAGGUGGCUGAGACCACUCUGAAGGAAGUUGGUGAACCUCUGAGCUUUGCUAGAGCAGAACAAGGGAAACCUGCGGCCCUCCAGUUGAUGGUGGCCUCCAAUUCCCAUCAUCAUCCCAGGCCAUUGGCCUCGCCGGCUGGGGCUUAUGAAAAGCUGGAGUCUUGGAGGGACACAGGUUUCCCUGCCCUGUCCUAGGUUGUGUCCUUUCUGGAGGUGCUGUUUCUACGGAGGAGCUGAUCUCGCAACCACUGGCGGGUUUGUGUGUGGCAAAGAGAGCUGAUGGACUUGCAAGGAACACAUACGCGCUGAUAGAAGAACAAUGACCAUGAGAUGCCAGUGCUAAAGAUCUAUGCCAUUUUCUCACCUAGAGAAGAGCUUAAUCCAGGACCCAAUUCCUUUCCCCCGUUUUUUUUAAUACCAUAUCUAUCUAGGUGAUAAGUUUAUACUUCUAGUGAACUCUGGCCAGGGAAAGCUUCUGCCCAAAUAACUGUGUUGAUCGUCUAAGGUUUGUGCUUGUGUUGGCUGCAAAAAGGCUUAUGUGGCUGUCUCUUUGAAGUUCAUAUGUCUCUUAACCUUUGUGGUGCGUGGAGGAGCUGACUAGGUCCUAUUGGGCCAAUGGGGAAAGGAACGACUCUGAACGUUCCUGAGGUCCAGCCCAAAUGCUGCUGCCAAAAAGUAAGCGGAAUGGGCAGAAGAAAACAGAGCAAGAGAUGGAAGAUGUGUGACCUUUCAGAUGUCAUUGGAAUCCAGGCAACACGGCCAAUGGUCAGGCACGAUGGAGUUGCAAUUCAGGCUCCCCCACUCCCUGAACGAUGAGCCUGAGGGUUGUAUCCAACUGAGGGAAGAUCCAUGCCAUACAUUUAAAGCAAUUCAAUGCACUUUUAAAGCACAUGGCUUCCCCUAAAGAAUCCUGGGAACUCUUGUGUGUUAAAAGCAAUAUGACAUUGCUUUACAGUGCAGUGGGUAUUUGAAGUGAGAUUGUGCUGAGUAGCGAACAGCCUUGGACAGAGCCACACCAUACAUUUAAAGCACACUUGAUGCACAUUUAAAGUCCGCAUGACUUUCCCCCCAAAGAAUCCUGGGAACUGUAGUUUGUUGAGGGUGGUGGGA
Rhineura floridana is the source of this 3508-nucleotide messenger RNA. Its product is annotated as zinc finger MYM-type protein 1-like. The record is from RefSeq and is a predicted model, not a curated record. The transcript is spliced from 5 exons. Lineage: Eukaryota; Metazoa; Chordata; Lepidosauria; Squamata; Rhineuridae. Bases 308 to 2362 code for a protein of 684 amino acids.